This is a messenger RNA of Paramecium sonneborni, 4915 nucleotides long. The record is from the annotation of a GenBank genome assembly. Lineage: Eukaryota; Ciliophora; Oligohymenophorea; Peniculida; Parameciidae.
AUGAGAAAUUUUCUUCUCUAAGCCAAAAUCUUUUACAUUUAGCAAUUCCUUACAAUAAAAGGAUUAUGGAAAAAGUCUUUUGAAUUAUCAAUGAUGUUAUUGAUUAUGGAAAAUCUUUAGUUAUUUUCACUAAUAACUCAAUCAAUUAAUGUCCUCAACAAUGCUAAUUAUUUCAAGCCCAUUCAUUCAUUACUUAACUUAUUUCGGUUGUUAAUUUAUGAUAUACAAAUUUAGGCUUUAUUCAAUUGUUGGAGAAUAAAUUGAAGUACAUAUAGGGUAUAUGUUUCUUGGGUUUUUGCUGACGCUCUGCACAUUUAUGUUUUUUAUCCAUUUAAUUGGAAACACAAGGAUUAUUACUAAAAAUAAUUAACAAAUGUUAGAAAUGCCUCUUGAACUUGUAAAUUCGAUCUUUUUAUUAUUUUAGAAUUAGAUAAAAUAAAUUGAGAAAAAUAGAAAAAUAAAAAAGUUCAUUUCCUUAUAUAUGCAAAUAUAUUAAACAAUAAUUAGAAUUCCACUUUAAUAUUCACAUUUUCAUAUAUUAGCAUAAUAUUCACUUACAAGUAUAAUUUAUUUUUAUUAGAUUCACCUACUUAGUUUAUUCUUAUUGGAACUAGUGUGAGUGUUUUUUCAAUCACACUGCAAUUAAUAUUUAGUUUUUUUAUUGAUCUGCAUAGUUUUGAGUUCAAAAUGAAAAAAUAAGAUUUUUUAGGAACAUUUAAUACAUAAAAAGUGCAUAUAAUUUUUGCUUUUCAAACUUUGUUGAUAAUUCUUUUAGGAUUUGAGGUGUAAUCAAUUGUAAUUCAGAUAUUUUAUAUAAUCUUUUUGUUUAUGAAUAUAAUUUUCAGUUACAAUUAGCUUGUAUAUGUUGAAAUUUAAUUUUCAAGAAUAUAAUUACAUAUUUCUUGUUAUAUACUGAUAUAUGAAAUUACUCUCUUAAUUGCAUAAUAUAGAAAUAUUAGUUUUGAAUUGAAUCUUAUAGGAUUGAUGUUGUUUGGUUAUCCUUUUGUCUCAUAUAUUCUUAAAACUAUAAUUGAGAGAUAAAAAUUAAAAUCUUUAAAUUUUUCAUCAUAAUCUUUAGAGAAAUAACUUAGAGUAAUUUAUUAUUUAUUUAAAAAAUAAAUUAAAUUAAAAAAAGAAUAAAGAUCACUAGAUCCUCUUGAAGCUUUAGCUAUGUACUCUUUCAUUUCAAAUCAUUUGAGAUAUUGUUCAUUAAAUAGAGAUAGAAAAUUAUAAAAAUAGAUAAAAAUGAGAUUUAAAUGUUUUUGUGAAGAAUUUGCUGACAGAGAUAAUUUUAAAUUUGAUUCAAUUUAAGAAAUGAAAGUGUUUGCUAAAGAAUUAAUUGCAUAAACUCUAGAAGAUGAAAUAUUAGAAACUUAAGAUACAUAUUUAGCAUUAAUAUAUAUUUACUUUCUUGUUCAAGUUAAAAAAUUACCAACCUAAGCUAUUUAUGAAGUAAUACGACUUUCAUUAUCAUCUUAAGUAAAUUCUUGAUUAUUAUAAAGGAUAUGGCUUUGAAAGAAAAAGCUAUUAUUUAUAAAUUAAAAUAUGAUGCUUUAGAAGAAUUUGAUAGUUUAGUUAAAAAAAAUGAUUUAAAAAAUUAGAAGUAUGUUUUUAAAAGAGUCUAUUAAUAUGAAGAAUCAUUAUCAGUCAUCAAAUCAAAUAUUCAUUUAAUAGUUCGUUAAUUUAAGGUAAAACAAAUUUAUUUUAUGUAGGAAUGGUAUGGUUUAAUCUUAACUUCAGUGAUUGAUAUAGAUUAACUUGUGAUAAUAGGAUUUAAUAUUUUAAAGAAUAUAAAAUUUGUAGAAACUUAAUUAUAGAAUGCAUUUUAAAUAAAUCCACUUUCUAAUGAGUGUGAUACUUUGUAUAAUUUAUUCGCAAAAUAUCUAUAAUUUAAUAAAAUAAGACCAAAAAUGUAUAGACAAGAUGGGAAAUUAGUUUAAUAAUUCAUGCAUUCAAUAGAGAAGACAAUUUUUGAUCCUGGGAGUUGUGUAAUAUAAAUAACAUUAUUAUAACCAAGAGGAAAUGUAUUAAGAUAUACUAGGUCUUUUUAAUAAGCAAUUGGAUUUAAAGAUGAAGAAAUAAAGGAUUAAAAUAUUCAUAGAUUUAUGCCAUAAAUAAUAGCUGAUGAUCAUGAUAGAUAUUUAGAUAAUUUUGUAGAAAGAGGUAGAAUUAUAGUAGUUAGAUCAGAAGUUAGAGUUAUAUUAGGAAAAAAUAAGGGUUAAUUUUUAAUACCAAUAAAUACUAGAUUAAGAAUUGAAACUAGUCCAACUGAAUUUGGAGCAACAGCAUUAAUAACACCUGUGAAUUUAACAUUUGGUUAUAUGAUGUUGAAUGAAAAAGGGUAGAUAGAAGAAAUAACUUAAAAUAUUUUUGAAGAAAUGUUUUAAAAAAAUUUAGGAAUAUAAAUAGGUUAAUUAAGAGGAUUAGAUUGUUUAUUUUUUAUUCCUGAUUUGGCUAAAAUUUGGGAAGAAAUUUAUGAUGAUAAUUUUGACAAAUUAGAUAGAAAAUUUGAUUGUUAAUUUAUAAUACCAAUGGUUUCAUAAUCUAGGAGUAUGUCUCAAUCAUAAAUAUCAAAAGGAAUUUAAAAAAACCUUAUUUAAAAGUAAAUAUAUAGAAAUUUUGAAAAUUAACCAACAGAAAAUGCAAUUUAUCAAGUUAAUUUACAUGUAGUGAGUUUAGUAACAAUAAAUUUGAAGUAAUUUUAUUUUAAUAAUUUUAUUUAGAUUAGUGAUUUUAGAAUUGUAAGAUUUUAGAUUGCUUCCUAAUUAAAAAAUAACGAGUAAAUAGAUUAUUCAAUUAAGGGUGAGAACGACAUAAUAAUUCAAUAUUUCGUAAUUUUAAAAUUCAACUAGUUAUAGAGAAUAAUUAAGUCUACAAAAUUCACCCUGGGUUUUAGAUUGCGAUCUAGAAUAUAAUCUCUUAUAAGAAGAAGAGAGAAUGAUUGAUGAAGUUAAACAUCAAUUAGCAACUGUAAAUAUUACAAAUACAACUAAUCAUUAAUAAAUCUAAUUAAUUUAAUAUGCUUAGGAUGAAGAAGAUUUACUUCCAGAAUAAUAAUAAUAAUAAUAAGAUGAAUAGAUUAUAACAUCUGUAUUAAAGUUAGAUGAAGUUCGAAAAUAAGAUAAAAUUCAAAAUUAAAAUAUGUCUAUUGGAAGUCGCUCAUCUUAAAAUAAUUAAACUACACUCAAAAGAUAAAUGAAAGAUUGUAUUGCAGAUUAAACAAUCAUCAAUAAAAAAAUGGCUGUAGUUUUAAUUCUAUUUUACAGCAUUGUAAUUGGUUCCUAUGUUCUAAACUUUUUAGUUUUUUAAAAUAAUUAUCAAAAAAUCUAACUAAAUUAAUCAAAUUAGAAUUUACCUUAUUAAUUAUCUUACUUUUAUAAUGAAUUUAUUAUUUCUCAUUAUUACAAAUAGCAUUAAUAAAUUUUUUAAUUCACUGAACUUUAAUAAAUAUGUUUAGACUUCUAUUAAAAAGAAAUAAAAAAUGUUGAUAAAUCAUUAUAAAAUAUACCAGAAAUAUCAAAUUUACUAAGCAAACCUUUAAAACAGAAAGUAGUUGAUGUAAUUUAAUAGAUGGCUAAUAUUAUUAAAGUUGAAGGCAAAAUCAAUGAAUUUGAGUAUUUUAACAAUACAAAUGAUUUUUAAUGGAUUGUCUAAGCUUUAUAUUAAGCCGAUACAACUUAGAACAUUACAAAUAUAUAAUAUAUGUAAAUUUUAUUUAUUAUUUAUGACUAUAUUUUAUAGAGUAAUUGCUGAAGAAAUAGCACUUAUCUUAUUUAUAUCUUGGUAUGCUUAUAAGUGUAUUGUAAUAAUUUAGAUGAAAACUAAAGUAUACAAAUUAUUUAAUACAUUUACUACUGAUGUGAUCUAAGAAUAAUAUGUUAUUUUUUCAACAUUAUAUGCCUUAAUGAAUUCUUCAAAAUAUAAGAGAGGAGAAAAUUAUGAAGAUAGCUUUGAUUCUGUUAUAAAUUCAGCCUUUCUGAGAUAAAGUAGCCAUGGAUUAUUAGAAAAAUAUUAGAAAGUUGGAAAAAGAAUAAAAUAACUAAGUAUUUAAUAAUUUAUUAAGUAUAGAGAAUAAUUCAAUACAAAUAAUCUUUUUUUUGUUUGUUUUGAUAUUGAUAAUUGUUUGUUCUAUUUAUUUUGUUGGCAGCUACCUCUUACAUAAUGAUACAAUAGAUUCAAUAAUAACAUAAUUUAACGAUAAAAUCUUAUUUUCUAAGGCUUAUCAUGAAAUAACUCAAGCAUUUGCUUAAACAGUUGUAUUUUUAAAUACAAACAUAACUGAAGAAUAAAUAUAAAUUUAAAAUUCUACUGUAAUUAAACUUUCAGAAUUGAAGAAAAGGUUAUCUCUUUAUUAAUAAGAUGAGACGAUAUAUAAUUUAGUGACAAAAGCAGCUUGUGACAUAUUUAAUUAUUCAUUGUAAAUAUAAACAUAAAAUGUAAGGUCAGGUUUUCAAGUUUACGAUGAAUUAUUUUCUUAUGAAUAAUGUACAAGUUAUUCAAUAUUAAUGCGAGGAUUGAGUGUGACUUUUUCUGAUCUAUGUGAUUAAUAACUAAGAUUUUUACAAGAUAUAAUAAGUAAUAGUUCAAAAGAGUAUUUAAUAUCAAACUAUUACUCAGUUAGUUCAUAAAUUGAAAGGUUAUAUGAUUCUAUGGGAUUUUUUGUAAUUGUUGCAACCUUAACUAAUUAAAUCUAAGAACAAAUAUAAAAUAAUAUAGAUGUUAAUAUUAUUAUGGUAGUCUUUUCAGGAUUACUUAUGACAAUAUCAAUAAUAAUGAUGGUGAUGUCAAUGAGAAAAGUAAGGCAUGCUUAUUAAUCCAGCAAAAAGUUAUUAACUCUAAUUCCUUAUGAUAGACUUGUAGAAAAUGCCUACAUUAUCAGCUUUAUUUAAUAAGAUAUUAAACUAUAAAAUUGAUG